Suillus clintonianus is the source of this 915-nucleotide messenger RNA. Its product is annotated as CRAL/TRIO domain-containing protein. Lineage: Eukaryota; Fungi; Basidiomycota; Agaricomycetes; Boletales; Suillaceae. The transcript is spliced from 5 exons. Bases 1 to 915 code for a protein of 304 amino acids. The record is from RefSeq and is a predicted model, not a curated record.
AUGCCAGAUGCGCCUCAUAGUAGCCCUGAGGCAGCUAUAAUACCAAUACCCGUGAGCGACAAUCGAGGACAAUCACUUGAGGCGUUCAAGUCAAAGCUCCGUGACGCAGGAUUGUACCAGCCUCCCUCCGAUGAUACGCCUGCAUCUCAUGAUGACUCAACUCUACUGCGUUUCCUACGAGCCCGGCAGUACGACGUAGACAAAGCACAAAAGCAGUUCUCCGACACAGAAGCCUGGCGCAAACAACAUAACGUUGACGAGCUGUUUCGUACUUUUGAGACUAAUGAGAUGGAAUCAGCCAGGAUAUUCUACCCUCGAUGGACAGGUCGUCGUGAUAAGACUGGCCUGCCGGUCUAUGUAUACCGCCUUGCUUCCUUAGAUGCGCCGUUGCGGAAGGAACUUGAGUCUGCGCCUUCGGAGCGUCGAUACCAGCGAAUUGUUGUGCUCCAUGAGGCGAUGACGCGCUUUGUGCUGCCGCUGUGCUCCCAUCUUUCUGCACCAACACCAAUAUCAUCAGUGACUACUAUAAUCGAUUUGGAGCAGGUAUCCUUGUCUGCAAUGUGGUCUCUACGAAGCCAUCUGCAGGUGGCUUCUGCGAUGGCUACGGCGAAUUAUCCAGAGACCCUCAAUACAAUCGCCAUCGUCAACUCGCCAUCUUUCUUUCCCACAAUAUGGAAUUGGAUCAAGACCUGGUUCGACGAAGGUACUCGGAACAAAAUUCAUAUCUUGAGCAAAAAUCCAGGUCCUACGUUGAGAUCGCUAAUCGAUGAGAAGGAUAUUCCACAGUCUUAUGGUGGACAGCUGCCAUGGAAAUUUGAAGAUGACCCAAACCUAGAUGACGCAAUCAAAGAAGUUAUUGGUGAGAUGCCUAAGGGUCCUAUACUCUUUGUAGACGGCUCCAUGGUAAAACCCUGA